Molecule: messenger RNA, 1431 nt
Organism: Closterium sp. Naga37s-1
Lineage: Eukaryota; Viridiplantae; Streptophyta; Zygnematophyceae; Desmidiales; Closteriaceae
Source: the annotation of a GenBank genome assembly
AUGGCGCGGUUGCGUGGCUGUGCGCUCGUGGCGGUGAUGCUGCUCGCUGCCGUCGUGGCGGGCAGUCGCUGUGCCUCUGCGCAAAAGAGCAACCUCUUAGGCGAGGUGAUGGGGGUGCUGGCAACAGAAUGGUCCAACAGCGACCUAGCAUCGUUCACAUGCAAGACCGCCCCGGACGUGCUCCUCUGCAACGACCAGGGCCAAGUGGUCUCCAUGCAGCUGGACGGAGCAGCGAAUGCGGUGACGGGGGGAGAUACCUUCCAGUACCCCACCAUCCCUGCGCAGAUAGGCAACCUCACCACUCUCACCUACCUGAGCAUGUCAUCCAACUCUCUCACCGGCUCUGUGCCAGACUCAUUCACCAACCUCGUUCAACUGCAGUUACUGGAUCUGAGCGCCAACCUGAUAAAGAAGCCCAUCGAUGCCAUCAUGACCCUCUCUGCUCUCACCUUCCUGAACGUGAGUUAUAACCUCAUCAGGGCACCACUGUCGCCAGGCAUAGCCAACCUGCAACAACUAGUAUACCUGGACACUUCGGGGAACAACGUGACAAAGGUGGACGCCCUCUCCACCCUCACCAACCUGCAAUCCCUGAUAAUUCAAGAAUGCGGGAUAGGCCCUGCGCCUCUAACCAUUUUCACCCCGUUGACAGCAUUACAGGACUUAGUUCUGUACGACAACUCGUUUGAAGGCUCUCUUGCUGCCCUCUCAACACUCACUAGCCUACAACACCUGAACUUGGGCUCCAACAAUAUAGGACCAGACAUACCAUCCACCAUCUCCCGCCUCUCCAAGCUCUCCUACCUCGAUCUUUCAUAUACUCUCCUGAGUGGCCCCAUCGACCCGCUCACAACCCUCCCUGCACUGAAAGACCUGUUCCUAUUCAACACCGCUGUAUCAGGCUCUUUUCCUGAGUCCAUCUCACGCCUGUCUCACCUCUCCAUGCUGGUGAUCAGCAGGACCAACUUCACGGGCUCCCUUCCUGCAUCCCUAGGCCAGAUGCUCAGUCUCACCUACUUUUACCUGGAUAAGACAACCAUGGUGGGGUCGCUUCCAGCAGCCCUGGGUAACCUCACUCGCCUUCAGCAGAUCUCGUUUGAGCCCAUGAGCAACACGGUGGGGCCAAAGUGCGGCAAGGGGGGAGCGUGCGUGGUGAAUCAGACGGCAGAGUCCGCCUUCUGCAACUCCUGCCUGGACUUCUGCAUCUCCUGCUCGCCCCCGGGCCUCUGUGCUGGCUGCAAAGUGUGUACCCACACGGCACAGGUGCACGAGAUGGCAACGAAGCACCACCCCAACUUGGUGCGCCUGCUGGGCUACGCCACGUGUGGGGACCUGCGGGAGCGCAUCGAGCAGAUCCUCGUCUACGAGUUCAUCUCCCAUGGGGACCUUGACAAAUGGCUCAGUGCAGGUGGGGGGUGUAUGAUUGCAUGA